GGAAAAAGGGAGGGUCUCUCUUUAUAGACCUUAUCAAUAACAGAGACAAGGAAGGGUGUCUCCACAAAUGGGUUCGCAGUUGCAGAGCUCCUCAGAAAUGCUGUCAAGGGAACAGUUGCUUCAUCUCUUCGAUCGAUUCUCUUUCCUCACCUCUCAGCCCGAUGUGAAGAAAAGAAUCGCUGAUGGUGUUGAGGACAAACAGGAAGCUGUUGCCAUAACCACUGCCAUCCAGGAAGAGAUAUUUCUGGAGAUGGGGAUUGAUCCAAGGUUUGGCAUAUCAUCCCUGGGAAAGGUGAAUGAAAAAUAUGAGAAUGAUCAGGAUAUGAUGAUCCGCUUUUAUAAGUUCAUUGCAAGGGAGGAGAUGGCCUGUGAUGAAGCUGAGCUUGGAGCAGAUGAAUUUGCGGAAAGGAUGCGUAGUCAAGAAAAAUUACAGGAGCAGCAACUUGAGAUGCUAAAGCACAUGCGGAAAUUUCCCCUGGAUGAUCAAUCUGCAAUCCUUGAGAAGCUGCGUCAGCAGAUGGAAAAUGCCGAUUUUGACAGUGCUGCAUCAGUUUUGUCUUCAGAGCAGAUUCAAGAGAUUGUUCGGAGGAGGGUGUCUCCUUUAUUUAAGCCAAGGUAGAUUGGAACAUGUAUCAGUGAUGCAAUGUAGUUUGUUUUCAGACUCUGCUACUUUGUCCAGGCUCUCUAUGUAGCUGUUGUUUGUUAUAGUAAUUGCUCAUCAUAUGUAGACUGGAUUUCGGGUGUGAAGUAAAUUUGUUUUUAAGAAGGUAAC
Molecule: messenger RNA, 772 nt
Organism: Prunus mume (Japanese apricot)
Lineage: Eukaryota; Viridiplantae; Streptophyta; Magnoliopsida; Rosales; Rosaceae
Product: plant/protein
Source: RefSeq, a predicted model, not a curated record